Messenger RNA from Malania oleifera, 1506 nucleotides. RefSeq names its product protein OSB1, mitochondrial-like. The transcript has 4 exons. The record is from RefSeq and is a predicted model, not a curated record. Gene Ontology annotation, molecular function: single-stranded DNA binding. Gene Ontology annotation, biological process: positive regulation of helicase activity; mitochondrial DNA replication. Bases 248 to 1084 code for a protein of 278 amino acids. Lineage: Eukaryota; Viridiplantae; Streptophyta; Magnoliopsida; Santalales; Ximeniaceae. Gene Ontology annotation, cellular component: mitochondrial nucleoid.
GGAAGUUGGGCCUGCCAAAACAAAGACACUGAACUGCAUCUGCAGUCAUGUCCACUUAAAUAAAUGAAGGCCAAACAAGGCCCAAUAAAAUGAUGGAGGCUGGGGCCUGCCGAUACAAAGACAGUACUCUCCCGGCUCGGUCUCUGCGCGGUGGCUACUCUCUGUCUCCGGCGACACCAUUUUUUCAGUCACCUCAAACCCCGCUGAGGAAGGCGCAGGGUCUUUAUUCGUAAUAGAGAUCGACGGCAUGGGGUUGUGUCGUCGUCUCUGUGUAAUAAUUAGAAAGGCGAGUCCCUAUUCUCUGCAGAGACCGGUGCCGUUCUCUUCUACGGGUUCGGCGGGGAGCCCUAGAACCUCCGACUCCUUUCCUGAAGACUCCGACGGAGGCGGCGGCAGCGCAGUGUAUCGCCGCGCUCUCAAAUUCCAGCGCCCCACCGUCAUCAAAUGGCAGGAUCGCUUGUACAAUUCCGUCAGCUUCAUCGGAACGGUCGAGCUUCCCGUUAAAAUCACUGCCACCAGGCACGGUAGCUUCGGUGUUCACACAAUGCUCAGCGUGAAAACCUCUCGUGAAUCUAACCACACGCUUAGGAUUUUUCUGAAGAUGUGGGACAACUUGGCAGAAAUAGCUAUCAAACAUCUGAAACCGAAUGAUUUUAUUUAUGUUUCAGGUUCUUUAGGGUCCUAUGAAAAGAGCGAUGCAAAUGGAAAGCUCAGAAUAUAUUACGAGGUUACUGUAAAGGAAUUAAAUUAUGUUGUGCCACGUGGUCAAGGACAAAUCUCCCAAAAAUAUGAGAACUCAGAAUCACGAGGUGUUUCUGGUUUGGAAAAGAAGGAAGACCGCUUUCAUUUGUGGCAGAUUUAUUUUGCCAACCCGCAUGAGUGGUGGGAUAACAGGAAAAAUAAACCAAAUUCGCGUAUUCCUGAUUUUAAGCAUAAGGAUACUGGUGAAGCUCUUUGGCUUAGUCCACAUGAUCCUCCAUGGAUUAAAAGACAACUCCAAUUGCAUGAUUCAAGAAUGGCAGGAGGCGAUGAGGAGGAUGUAGGUUCUCGUUCCAGUGUGAGAAUGUGGGUGUAUGACGAGUAGGAAAGUGUCUGGGCCCGAAGAAGUGACUAAAGUUGUAUUUGAUCUUGAUGUGAGGAAGUUGUGUUCUUGACUUUUGGUUGCUUCUGAGUUUGAUUGCCAUUGUUGCGCUUAGUUUUGUACAGCCAUACAGGAAACUGAAUUUUACUUGAAGAGUAUAUAAUACACCAUAGGGGGAUUAAAGCGGUGGAAGAUCAGGUCUUGCAGUGAAGAUCUCAACUUUCGUGCAGUUCAUUGCAGGUUUCUUUGGAAAUUUAUGGAUAUUUUACUGUUAAGGAUUUGUUGGAAAAAAGUCUUCACUGAUUAGUGAAAUGAUUCCACACUCUGCUUGCUGUGUAAUUGAUAGAAGAAUGGUUUUAUGCUAUGCAUUAUUAAUUUGUUACCAGCAUAUUACAGAGAAUGAGAGAUUUUUCUUUUUAUAUAAA